Gigantopelta aegis is the source of this 1118-nucleotide messenger RNA. RefSeq lists its product as uncharacterized. The transcript is spliced from 3 exons. The record is from RefSeq and is a predicted model, not a curated record. Lineage: Eukaryota; Metazoa; Mollusca; Gastropoda; Neomphalida; Peltospiridae. The coding region runs from base 53 to 985 and encodes 310 amino acids.
CCGUGAAAGCUUCAGUGCCACUUCAGGGAGAACAUACCUUGACGUUUACAGGAUGUCAAGACCGCCAUACCAGAGUUCUUCGAACCGCUUUGAUACAGGACAAUGUGUUCGAGUAGAACAACAUGAACCAGCCAGCAUGGCAUCUUAUUAUGACAAAUCAGUGGUUGAUAAGACGAUGGAGGAAGCACAGAAAUGGGCUCCUUCAGAAUUCGUCGAAAUCAAUCGAGAUCUAAAGUUAAAAGAGCGUGUCUUAAAAGCAGCUACAGAUGUGAUUGAGGAACACAGUCGUCUCAACAAACAAAUCGGCAGCUGUUUGGAGCAGGACCCGUCCGCCAUCGAGACGACACUGAGUGAGCAUCUGCCUUCAGGCCGAAUAGAUAAAAUCAAGGAGGGUCUGCUGGUCCUAACCUUUGAAAUGAGCAUCGUCAGCAUGAAUGGUACAUAUUAUGUGCAUACUCAGAUCGGCGGUGAAGAACUGUACCCUCCACGACAACUGCGAUCUAAAGGUGACAUCGACUGGGCGAUUGUCUUGCAGUAUGCCAGCAUUCUCAUUGAGGCUGUCAUGCUUCUGAUGUCUGUGGUGGGUAUCCAUGUAUCCAUCAACAAGAUACAGAUGAAGAAGACCACAGAAACCGUUGUCAAUGCCAUAAACCGGUAUGGUGGACUUUUAAACAACCUUGUAAAGUUCAUUGAAGCGUGGACAAAAAGUGGGGAGAGUUUAAAGUUGAAAGCGAUAGCUCUGUUCAAACUCUUACUGCAAUGUUAUAAGUCCUCAUAUGGAAUCAUUGCUGAAAUCAUAAAAGGCCUACUUGAAGGUACGGAUCCAGUCGGUUGGGUCUUCAUUUGUGUAAGUGUACUCGCCUUGUUCGCCACAGGUGGUACGGCUAUAACAGUGAUGAUCAUUCUGGCACUCAAGAAUGCUUACAAGUUUGUUGUGAAAAUAGAAAACGUUUUGGCGCUUCGUGACAAAGGAAAAAACAUGUAAUCUGAAUCAUCAACCUGUGUCAGCGCAUGGACAUUGACUCAGUAAUGAGCAGUUUAACUAUGUAAAUGUUUUAGUAUCUAGAUUGUAGUAAUUAACAAAAUAUGUAUAAACAUCUAUAUACUUAUCCUCACUG